AUGGCAGAUGGACCUGCAGCAUUCGAGGAGACUGCAAGCGUGGGCUUCAGUGAUGACGGAAUCGAUGCCCAGUCCACCGUUUCGAAAAGCUGGGUGCGCAAACAAUUGAAGCAGACCCAUGCCGGUGGCAUUAGUCGCCCUAGUUGCAAGAAACGCCAGCGAGAUAUGUUUCGUCGCGUCCUUCUGCAUACCCAUCUACAAUUGCACGGUCAACCAAAUGCUCGCGGUCAGGCUGAGCUACGCGCACAAAUCACGACCCCAGAUUUGUCUACGGGUCCAUUAACUGUUACAGGUGGUCCUAACCAGAAGACAGAUUGUAUGCAGUUGGUGAACCAAUGGGCUCAGUUUAGUACACUUGACUCAUUAUCCUUGACUGAGCGGGGAAAUUUGAAACCGAUGAGGAAAAAGAAAAAUCGUAAACGAAACNUUAGUGGGGACGCACCAAAACCGACUGUGAAUCCGGAAUCCGUUGUUCCCUUCCGAACGCGGGCUGUGGCCACGUAA
Messenger RNA from Echinostoma caproni, 504 nucleotides. Lineage: Eukaryota; Metazoa; Platyhelminthes; Trematoda; Plagiorchiida; Echinostomatidae. The record is from the annotation of a GenBank genome assembly.